Molecule: messenger RNA, 496 nt
Organism: Geodia barretti
Lineage: Eukaryota; Metazoa; Porifera; Demospongiae; Tetractinellida; Geodiidae
Source: the annotation of a GenBank genome assembly
AGCUACUAGCGGGAGACCACGAGUAAACGCAUACAAAUAGCCCAGCCCAUCAAUUAGCAGUGUCGCGCAUGCGCAGUUCGUCGAGGAUUUGGACUUUAGUGAUUUUCAUUAUUAGGAGAAUGUUGAGCUAGAGGGACAGCUGAGGAGAAAGGAAGCAGAGUUAGCUGAGGCCCAGGGCCAACUGAGACAGAAGGAGGAACAGCUAACAAGAACUCAGCAACAACUAGAAUCCAGUGAGAGAGAGAAACAGACAGUUAGACGACAAAUGCAAUCCAGGAACCAGGAGCUCCAGCAACAACUAGAAUCCAGUGAGAGAGAGAAACAGACAGUCGGCACACAGCUGAUCAGCUCACAGAGAUGGAUUCAAGAACUGAGACAGAGAGAGACUGAGUUAGUGCAGGCCAAGGACAGGGAGCUAAGAGGGAAGCAGACAGUGAGAGAUGAGCUAACAAGGAAGGAGAGAGAGUUAGCUGAGACUCUGCAGCAACUGAGACAG